This is a messenger RNA of Engraulis encrasicolus (European anchovy), 1016 nucleotides long. RefSeq names its product paired like homeobox 2Bb (gene phox2bb). Gene Ontology annotation, molecular function: RNA polymerase II transcription regulatory region sequence-specific DNA binding; DNA-binding transcription factor activity, RNA polymerase II-specific. The transcript is spliced from 3 exons. Gene Ontology annotation, biological process: regulation of transcription by RNA polymerase II; enteric nervous system development. NCBI's taxonomy places the organism in Eukaryota, Metazoa, Chordata, Actinopteri, Clupeiformes, Engraulidae. Bases 1 to 858 code for a protein of 285 amino acids. The record is from RefSeq and is a predicted model, not a curated record.
AUGUAUAAAAUGGAGUAUUCUUACCUCAAUUCAUCCGCCUACGAGUCAUGUAUGGCCGGGAUGGACACGACGAGCUUGGCUUCAGCCUAUGCGGACUUCAGCUCCUGCAGCCAAGCCAGUGGCUUUCAGUACAAUCCGAUAAGGACCACGUUUGGGGCCAGCUCGGGGUGUCCCUCGCUCACACCGGGCUCCUGCAGCCUUGGGACGCUGCGUGACCACCAGAGCAGCCCUUACGCCGCAGUUCCCUACAAGCUGUUCACAGACCACGGUGGCUUGAACGAGAAGCGGAAGCAGAGGCGCAUCCGAACCACCUUCACGAGCGCCCAGCUGAAGGAGCUCGAACGGGUGUUCGCUGAGACCCACUAUCCAGACAUUUACACGCGCGAGGAGCUGGCUCUGAAAAUUGAUCUAACAGAAGCCAGGGUGCAGGUUUGGUUCCAAAACAGACGCGCCAAGUUCCGCAAGCAGGAGCGUGCAGCUGCAGCCGCUGCCGCCGCUGCUAAGAACGGAUCUGGCAAGAAGUCGGACUCCCGGGAGGAGGACAGCAAAGACACUAAAGCCACAGACCCCGACAGCACGGGUGGCCCGGUGCCCAACUCAAACCCCCCUUCCAGCUGCGGCGGCCCCAGCCCCACGGGCGGACAGGUCAACAGCACCGGAAAUGGACCGGUGGAGCAAGUGAAGACGACCACGACCAUGACCAUGGGCGGCAACGUUCCUAGCCAAGGAUGGGCCUCGGCUCCAGGAUCCAUCACCUCGAUACCCGACUCACUGGGCGGACCGUUCGCAAGCGUACUGUCGUCUUUGCAAAGACAAAACGGAGCCAAAGCCACUUUAGUGAAGACCAGCAUGUUCUAGCUGAUGUGCUUGAGGAAUGGAGAAAGUGUGUCAGAGCGGUGUGAGGAGAUGAGAGAAAAACAGUUUACCCUUCAUGACAGAACAGCAUUGACUCAAAAAUGGAGGAAUGCCAAACAAUAUGACACUUGUUUCCCUUCACGUGGUUGACUAAAACAACU